GAAAUGUUGCGGCCUAUUUUUCAUUCUACCACAAUACGUUCUGCUUUAGCAUUGGCAGCUCGUACUUUUACGUCCACUGUCAGUGCAGGUGGACCAACUUUUGCUUUGACCGAGGAACAACAAGGUUUUCAAGAACUUGCUCGCAAAUUCGCUCAUGAAGAAAUCGCGCCAAAGGCAGCACACCAUGACCGAACCGGCGAGUAUCCAACAGAAAUUAUUAAAAAAGCUUGGGAACUUGGUCUAGUAAAUACCCAUAUUCCUACAGAAUUUGGUGGUCUUGGAUUUGGUGUUUUUGAUUCCAGCCUAAUUACUGAAGAAUUAGCUUGGGGUUGCACGGGCAUUCAGACAGCUAUUGAGGCAAAUGGACUUGCAGAAGCUCCAUUACUUGUAGCUGGAAAUAAAGAACAGAAUAAAAAAUAUUUAGGUCGUAUGACAGAAGAGCCGCUUAUGGCCGCCUAUUGCGUGACAGAACCUGGCGCAGGUUCAGACGUUGCCGGAAUAAUAACCAAGGCAGAAAAAAGAGGCGAUAAAUGGGUUAUUAACGGACAAAAAAUGUGGAUCACUAAUGGCGGUAAAGCCAAUUGGUAUUUUAUUUUGGCUCGUAGUGAUCCAACCGCAAAAGCUGGUUCCGCAUUUACAGGUUUUAUUGUUGACGCAAAUACACCCGGUAUUUCACUUGGCAAAAAAGAAAUAAAUUUAGGACAACGCGCAAGUGACACGAGAGGUGUUACAUUCGAAGAAGUUGUUGUGCCUCAAGAAAAUGUCCUCGGAUCUCCUGGUCAAGGUUUCAAGAUUGCCAUGGCUGCUUUCGAUAUCACACGUCCAUUAAUCGCAGCUGGUGCUGUGGGAUUAGCUCGUCGUGCUAUGGAAGAAGCCCUCAAAUAUUCACUUGAAAGAAAAACAAUGGGACAAACAAUCUUCAAUUACCAAAGUGUAGCAUUCAUGCUUGCUGAUGCUGCUAUUGGGAUUGAAGCGGCGCGCAAUAUGGUUUGGAAGUCUGCCUGGUUGCGUGAUCAAAACCAGAGAAAUACAUAUUAUGCAUCUAUUGCAAAGGCGCUGGCUUCUGAUGUUGCCGUUACUACAGCUAGUAAUGCUAUUCAAAUUUUUGGUGGAAAUGGGUUCAAUACUGAAUAUCCGGUCGAAAAAUUAUACCGUGAUUCUAAAAUUUUCCAAAUUUAUGAGGGAACUUCACAAAUUCAACGACUAAUUAUUUCUCGGCAUUUAGCUGAAAAUGCAGCUAAUAUGUAAUAUUAGAACUACUGGUUAUAUUUUUCUAAUGGGUCAAAAAUUCCCUUACAUUUAUAGAUAUCUAGGAUCGUUUUAAAAUUCAUAAAUAAACUCGAAUUUAAAUUAUUCAAGUUUUUCUUGCUGCGAUAGGUGUUAUAGAUUCAAAAAAAAGGAUGUAUGCAAAUAUUUACUUUUAUUAAAUUAUUCUUAAACCUGUCCAUUAUCAUCAUAUA
Molecule: messenger RNA, 1460 nt
Organism: Rhizophagus irregularis DAOM 181602=DAOM 197198
Lineage: Eukaryota; Fungi; Glomeromycota; Glomeromycetes; Glomerales; Glomeraceae
Biological process (GO): medium-chain fatty acid catabolic process
Cellular component (GO): cytoplasm; mitochondrion
Molecular function (GO): flavin adenine dinucleotide binding; medium-chain fatty acyl-CoA dehydrogenase activity
Source: RefSeq, a predicted model, not a curated record